AUGAACUCAGAGUACUCACAAUUCCGAACUAGUGAUCUUCAAGUUGCCCUGGAGAAAUAUCAAGAAAACAACCAUCCAACAUCUACAAUGAUUCCCGUGAAAGAAUGCAGCUGGGAUGAUGUCCUCGAGGAAAUGAGCCAAGCCGUAGACGAGUAUAACGCAAAGGACCAAGGCUCCAAAAAUUGUAUCAGAAAAGGCCUGAGGAAAGUUGGAGAUUACGCACCGGCAAUAAACCCGUGGUUUGAUUUGAUACCGGAUGGUCAUGGAAUGAAAACCCUGGGCGCCGGUCUGAAGCUUAUUUUCAACAUUGCAAAACAUCAAGCGGAGUAUCGGGAAAAGAUUCUCACGGCCUUCGGAGACUUUGUCACCAUACUUGACAAUACUCAUGAGAAACGGCGGAUUUUCAGAACCCACGAGCGGUUACGUGCUUGUUCAUUAAAUGUAUAUGAGACGGUGUUGGGCGCCAUUACAGAUUUAAUAAAUCUAUUAAACCACCGGACUUGGAAAGACCGAGCUGCCUCAUUCAUACAAGGUCCUCUGGCAUCCCGCGAGAUUGAUGAAAUAGUGAGCAAUGUCAACAAAAAGCUCGACAAUUUUCGCAACUGCCUCGAGGACGUGCGAGACCAAAAACUGACUUCCGUACACCAAGCGGUAACCUCUGGCCAAAGCGAGCUGCACGCAGUGAGAUUGAAUACCAAAAAUAUCGAGAUUGACGUUCGCGAUCUACAUGGUAACUUGAACGAGUUUGCCGCGCAAGCAAAUUUCACUCAUAGCAAAAUCGAAAACAUCGAAUCUGGCGUCAAUCAAAUCAACAAGAAAAUCGAUCAACUGAUCACACAUCAUGCCCUGGAAGCGCAAACAUCGCUAUAUCAUCACCUCCUAGAUACGAUCAAAGCAUAUGAAUCCCAACAAUUGAUGAGCUACAAGGCUGAGAGACCGCACUUCCAGAUGCUACAACUUCCUCAAUUCUUAGAAGCUCUUCAAGUUCCAUACAUGCUUUCAACCCAGGACCUGGAAUAUGUCAUUCGCCAGGGCCCAAAUUUCAACGCAAAGGCCCAAAUUCAAGCUCAGCAUCUCACAAAUUAUCCAGAGUUUCAACGAUGGCUUGCUUCAAGGAGAUCAGAUCUACUGCUUGUUGACGGCAAUGCCGACCCUGCGGACCCGAACAGGAUAUCCCCCCUUUCGGUGGUAUGUGCUACUCUCGCCCUCAGUUUACACAAAAGCAAUAGCAAGCCCCUUGUGCUUCAUUUUUUCUGUGGGCAGCACUCUGCAGCGACCGAUCAUUUGAAUGGACCAACAGGGCUUAUGCGAAGCGUUAUCACGCAACUACUGUAUUCUGGAAGACAAUUCAAUAUCGACUUUAUCGAUUCGCGAACAUAUCGAGAGUCUCUUGAAGCACAUUCUCUUCGAUACCUUUGCGAUACAUUUUGCAAGCUUAUUGAGCAGCUCCCGUUAGACACCAAUGUUUUCUGUAUCCUCGACGGAAUCUCAUUGUACGAAACUGAGUUCUGGCUAGAUGGGAUUGUGUGUGUGUUUCAAGCACUUAAUGGUGUUGCAACGGAUGAGCAAUUACGGCCAGUGUUCAAGGUAUUGCUUACCAGCCCGCAUAUGAGCCGGAACUUAGGGCGGCGAGUAGCACUGUCACAACAUGUGGUCCUUCAACCCGGCGCCAUCAACGGGCGUCUGAUCUCUGAGCGAUCAAUAGGGAGGAAGCUAGAUGGGGUCAACUGUCGUCGAUCACACCCAAUCAUGGCCCAAGGGGAAGGGGAGAGUUCUUCGGACGACUACGAGGAUUCUUGUGAUUACUAG
This is a messenger RNA of Penicillium canariense, 1809 nucleotides long. RefSeq lists its product as uncharacterized. The transcript has 4 exons. Bases 1 to 1809 code for a protein of 602 amino acids. Lineage: Eukaryota; Fungi; Ascomycota; Eurotiomycetes; Eurotiales; Aspergillaceae. The record is from RefSeq and is a predicted model, not a curated record.